This is a messenger RNA of Homalodisca vitripennis (glassy-winged sharpshooter), 1150 nucleotides long. RefSeq lists its product as uncharacterized. The transcript has 2 exons. The record is from RefSeq and is a predicted model, not a curated record. The coding region runs from base 53 to 1150 and encodes 365 amino acids. Lineage: Eukaryota; Metazoa; Arthropoda; Insecta; Hemiptera; Cicadellidae.
UUAUGGUGGUAAGCCAAAGAAAUACUUAGAUGCUCGGCUUACUGUCAAGAAAAUGCAUGAAAUGUUUAUAGAUAAACAUCCUGAUCUAGAAAAAGUUGUAAAAUACAACUUUUAUUACGGCUACUUUAAGGAAAAUUUUAAUUUCUCAUUUGGUCGUCCUCAAGUUGACGUAUGCUGUCAGUGCGAAAGUUUUUCCAGUAAAUUAAAGGAUCCCCUUAUGUGUGACAAUGCUAAACGUAAUGUUGCUGCUGAGCUAAUUCUUCACAAAAGGAGAGCAAAAAAAUUUUAUCAUUCCUUACAGUUAGCAAGUGAAGAUACAAAUGAUGACACUGUUGCUAUAUGUUUUGAUUUUAUGCAGAACCUCCCCCUGCCCCACAUACCCGUACAGGAGGUAUUUUACAUGAGGCAAUUAUGGGUAAACAAUUUUUGUAUUCAUGAUUUGAAAUCAAAUAAGGCCAAGAUGUACGUCUAUCACGAAGGGGAAGGAAACAAAUCUCCCAAUGAGGUGUGUUCUUUUAUUUUUGACUAUAUAAAAACGGAGAUCCCAGAUUCUGUAAAACAUUUGAUCUUAUUCAGUGAUGGACCUUUCGGCCAAAACAAGAACAACACUGUAAUUAGGUUUUUAAUGAAUUUGUGUGACAACUGCAACCUAGAGACAAUCACUUACAACUUCCCAGUACGAGGGCACUCGUACUCUCCUUGUGAUAGGGAUUUUGGUUGUAUAAAGCGUCUCAUAAGAAAGGUAGACAGGAUCUACACCCCUGAAGAAUAUAGAGAACUUAUUUUGAGGGCUAGUAAUACAUGCCGCUUUUCAGUUCACAUGGUUAAAACAGAUGAAAUCUUGAAUUUCAAGGACUGGUGGCCACUUUCUUAUAAAAAGUCCACUUCUGCUUCUGAUGAAACUUCAGGAAGGAAUGUUCCGAAAAAAGACAAGGAGCCCUUCAAACUUUCAACAUAUAAGCAGUUUUGUUUCAGCUCAAGAACAAAGGGAAAAGUAGUAGUGAAACCGUUUAUUGAUGGUAUGAUUUCAUCUACAUUCACCUUCCUGAAAUGUGAUAAGCCUCCAGAACUACCAAAUCAGCCGGCCUAUCCCCAAGGAAAGGUACCCAUUAACAAGAAAAAGAUACAGGAUUUGAGAAAAAUUAACUGA